AGCCUCUCUCUAUGCAUCUAUUCCACCGACAUUUCCAUCUUUGUCUCUUCUCACAUCGCCAUCAUCGCUUUCUCUCACCGCUGGAUCCCGUCCUCAAACCACAGACUCUGUAGCUAGCUCUUCCUACCUGUAACCUAACUGACCUCACCAUGGUCCGCCCACUGUACACGGUCGGAUCACUCCUCGGAGCCGUUGCGGUGCUCGCACAGCAACUGACCAUUACACAACCGACGACUGAUCAUUGGUGGAUCGCUCAAUCUGACAAUACUGUCGCUUGGACCGGAGGAGGAUCUAACCCUCCCACAUCGUUCUCUGUCUUCCUCUAUAAUCCCAACCCGCAGAUUCUGACGUCCAAGCUCGCCUUGAUCUCCAUCGAACCAUACUAUGACAUGUCACAGACUGUCAACCCAGGCAAUAUCACACCCGCGACUGGAUACACCAUACAAUUGACCGACACCCUCAACUCGACCAAUGUGUACGCUGAAUCCCAGUCGUUCGAGAUCAAGCCCAUAGGCUCAGACUACCCACCUCAAGUCGCAGCUGCUGCCGCUACGUCUGCUGGAGCUUCAGGCUCUUCCUCUGCCUCUCCUUCUGGCUCUGGCACUUCUUCUGCGGCCAGUACCUCUCACACUGGCGCAGCGAGCCACGUCACUUGGUUCUCUUCCUUUGGCCUGCUCUGUGCUGGUCUCGGACUCGCGGCGGUGGCCUGAUUGCAAGUUCUGUCAGCUCGACCCCACCUUGGACAUUCUCGCAUGCUUUCCUUUCUGCUAUGGGUGUCUUCUAUUAUAACGACGUAGCUCUUACUGUUCCUUAUAAUGCUCUCAUCAUGCUUGUAUGAUCUGCCCAUCUUCCAUG
This is a messenger RNA of Kockovaella imperatae, 855 nucleotides long. RefSeq lists its product as hypothetical. The record is from RefSeq and is a predicted model, not a curated record. NCBI's taxonomy places the organism in Eukaryota, Fungi, Basidiomycota, Tremellomycetes, Tremellales, Cuniculitremaceae. The transcript is spliced from 6 exons. The coding region runs from base 150 to 710 and encodes 186 amino acids.